GGUGCGGCCAAUCAGGCUCCGGGAUUCCGCCACCAAAACACUGUGGCUCUGAAUGGAGGCGAAGGCAAGUUCAUUCUCAUCAGAAACUUCCACAGUGCUGUAAACUCCGAUGGAAGUUAGAUUUGGCACAAGGGCAUUUACAGAGUUAGAGAGCUGAGACUUCAUUGCUUCCGAGCGUUCGCAGGCAGAGCAGGGCCCAUCUCCCAAACUACUCCGUGUAAGGAACUAUUACUUGAGUCACAUACUCAUAUAGUCAAACGUUUCAAGGUUGUCCUUUUUGGCAAGAAGCAAAAUGGUGGCUCCUCUGGUUAUCAAGCAAAUUUCUCACAACCUUGUCAAAAUCCCCAAGGCUUUUAAUAGUGCAGUUGGUCCUAACUGGAAUUUCAUACAUGCUACUAGAGACACCAGGUUGCCCAUCAAGGGUCAGAGCCGAGUGCAGAAUCUCUACCUACAUGUUGCAUGUAAAAAUGUACGAGAACUGCCUUGUUCCACAGCAAAUCUUCCGUCCCAUACUGUCACAGAAACUGUUUCUGUCACCCCAAAGCCACCAAGGGCCAGUGACAAGUCGGAUUGUUCAGAAGGCAUUCAGGCCUCGACUGGUUUGGGGGUCAAGAGAAAAGCAGAGGAACAGUGUCAAGAUAAUGUGAAUAUCAAACGAAGCAGAGCAACGGAAGGGUCAUGAGUUAGGGACUCGCUUCAAAGGAGAAUGUAUCUUUGGGAAGUGACCCCUGGGCAAGAUGAGGAAAUGACUUGUAUCAUACGUAAUGAGUGUUCUCAGUAGUAGAUAACAGUGCAAUAUGGUCAUCUCUGAAAUUUUGGUUUUGUGCCAAAUAGGAGAAUAAGGUACUGUGAUUACUGUAUUCUGUUUUGUUUUUUAUAUUUCCAUGUUAAAUUUAGAAAUAGAUAGAUAGAUAGAUAGAUAGAUAGAUAGAUAGAUAGAUAGAUAGAUAGAUAGAUAGAUAGAUAGAUAGAUAGAUAGAUAGAUAAA
Messenger RNA from Penaeus chinensis, 988 nucleotides. RefSeq lists its product as uncharacterized. The transcript is spliced from 2 exons. The coding region runs from base 293 to 682 and encodes 129 amino acids. Lineage: Eukaryota; Metazoa; Arthropoda; Malacostraca; Decapoda; Penaeidae. The record is from RefSeq and is a predicted model, not a curated record.